AUGGAAAAAUCAACAACAAAAAAUUUAAAUAAAUUUAAAAAUUAUUUUUUAAUUAUUUUAUUCUUAAUUUCAUCAAUUUUAAUAAUAAUAAAUGCACAAUUUCCACAAAAUCAAAUGGGAGGUGGAGGACCUCCCCCACCUCCACCCCCUGUAGCUAUUCCUGUUGGUGGAGGUAAUGUUCCUGUAGGGGGUGGGGGUGGACAGAAUAUUGGUCCUCAAGGAUCUCAACUUUUUUCUGGAAUUGGAGAUAAUUUACUUUAUGGAGUAAAUUUGGUCCCUUUUGGCCCAGAAGUUGGCGAUAGAAAAGUCCAUCCAGGAUUUUUGACAGCUGGACAAACAAUAGAUUUAUAUAUGUAUUUUCCUUUUUAUGGAGGUCUUUACAACUAUACAACUUUGUCAGUAAAUGGAUAUAUGGCUUUUGCUACAGUGCUUGACCAAGGCCCCACAAUUAAUGUCGGUCCCGAAGCUACAGAUUGGCCUAGACAACAAGAUCCAGCAAUGAUUGGCCCUUAUUUAUGCAAACAACAAAUACCCCAAGAUAGCAAUGUAGCUUUAAGAUCGGGUGUUUAUUAUCGUUUAAUUAUGAGACAAUCAAUGUUUGGUAGAGGUUCUGGAAUGAAUGUUGGAGGGCCAGAUGUUGGGGGAACAAUGCCGGAAAGUAGUUUCUUUGGUUUUCGUUUUCAAAAAUGUCCGGCGGCUGCUGACAAUUAUGUAAGGUGUGACGCUGCUGGAGAUUAUUUUCUUGAUCAAAUGAUGCGUUGGUUACAGGAAGGAGUAGCAGGGGCAACAGCAUUUCGUGCAGAUGCUGCUUUAGUCGUUACCUGGUAUAACACAGCCUCUGCAAUUUCUGGUAGAGCAGAUAUUGAUGGAGGGCAAUUAGCUACUUAUCAAGUUGUUUGGUUAACUGACCAAGCUGGGAGACUUAGUUAUGUUAUUUUAAAUUAUGACAAACUUGGAUUUGAUGCUGCUGAUAUUCGAAUGAAUUCUAGAAGUGGAAGGUGUCAGGCACUUUUCAAUGGAGGGAAUCACACAGGCUUUGUGCUUGUAGACCCAACACAAAAUUACAAAAACACCCCCAAAGUCCUAGCUCAGCGUUCUGGCGUUCCUCACAUGGUUCGUGGCCGUUAUAUGUUUAGAGUUGAUGAUGUUGUUAGGCCUGGAGGGUGUUCAAAUAAAACUGGGGGAACUUACCCAAUAAUGAUAUAUCCAAAUAUUGUAAAUAUGUUGGGUGAAAUGACUGUUGAUGUUAAUGCUAUUUGUUUGGAUAGAACACAAACAUAUAUUUUAAUGAUUGAACAAAGACAGACAGCUUCUUGUAUUGUACUUAAUGCAGCAAUGGCUAGAUGUAAUAUUCCAAAAAUUUAUGAUUGGGGAACUAAAACUGUGUUUUUCCAACCACAAAGUCAAGGAGCUAAUGAUGAAAGGGCUUUUGUUGGAUAUAUUUAUUUUGUUCCCCCAACAUUAGAUCCUAUGCGUUUGGAUGUUGGCAAUAUUUAUGAUUGGUACAAAAAUCCCUUACCAAAUAUUGUUAUGCCCAUUUCUUGGUAUCCUCGCAACUUUACAAAUCCAGAUUUAAACUUUUUUGAUCAAAACAUGCAUAUAAGUGAUGAUGCCGUUUAUGGUGUUCAAUUGGGGUUAUAUGUUAUUGGUUAUAAAGAAUCUAAGGAUGACCAAAUCAAAAAAUUCCGCCCCGAACAUCGAGUUCUUUGUAGAUUAGCAACUUAUUCUAAUAGAAAUACUUAUGAGUAUAGAUGGAAUGCACAGAAAGAGAGAAUUAAUUUAAAUCAAGUUGAACAAUGGUACAUGAAUGAUUGGGAAAGAAUGAAUGAACUUUUCACUUUUAGAGUUGGAUAUUUAAAAUUAUCUCCUUUAAGAACAAAUGAACAAUCAGCGUUUCAAGCCCCUCAACUUCUUUCCGGCCUUGUUUCUGCCCCAAUUUCCCUUCACUGGCUUUGGACUAUUGGAAAUCCUCGAUAUGAAACAACAACAUUUUCUCGUCAAGAACAAGACGUUCAACAAGAAUUUAUUGCUCAAAAAGCAAAAGAAAUGUGUCAUGAUUGGUUUGAUGAAGAUGGGGCCCAAUGGAACUUUAUUCGAGAUGUAGAAACAAAUGCUUCCUGUCCUUGCAUGGAAAAUCAGGCCAAAUUCGACUUGGGUCGAUUUAUGCCCCAUCCACGUUGUUCACAAACAUUUAGGGAUAUAACCUGUACUACAAUGAUUGGGGCAAAGAAUUGUUAUAUGAGUUCAUCCAACAUUUACGGCUCUUAUUCUGGCAGGCAUUUUGAUUAUGGUUAUGGAUAUAGUGAAUAUAGUAGAGGCGAUUUUUAUAGAGAUAGAGGGCCAGAAACGGGAGGUGAAGGAACUUCUUUUGGUGGUGGAUAUUAUGGAAGGGAUGGUCAAGAUAGGGGAACACGAUUUCCAACACAUUAUGGACAAGUUUGUUGUUAUGAUGAAAAGGGAUUUUUAAUGCAAACAACAUACCAACCAGUCAUUAAAGUAAUCGAAGAAACUCCCUAUAAUCCAGGCUUUCCACUGAGAGCCUAUGAAUUUGGUACCCCUCCAUAUAUGGGGCAAUUUGAAGUUCCUGGUCUUUCUGCCUUUCACCAUGAUUAUAUGCCUUAUUUUCUUUGUUGUAAAUUUGCCAAAUUUCGUUGCCAACUUUUUUAUUGGAGAAGGCCAAGUAGUGGAUGUCAACAAUAUCAACCACCAGCUAUUGGGGAAGCAAUGGGUGCUGGUACUUUCCACACUAUAGACAACGACAAAUUUGUUUUUAACGAGCCUGGUGUUUACACACUUCUCCACAUUCCCAAAACAAUAAAUAAUCCCGAAGUUCGAAUCCAAAUUCGUUUGGAACGUUAUCCCAACAGACGUGUAGAUUUUAGUAUGCUAGGCCGUUAUCUCUCUCAAGAACAAUUAGUUCAACCUACGAAUGCUACUGUAAUUACUGGAAUUGCUUUGGAGGCUACUGGGACUGAUAGAGUCUUAGUGUUGGCAAGAGGAGACACUCGACGAUUUCGCUAUCGAACUUCAGUUAUUGUUGGAAAUAUACUUCGGUAUUUUGACACAAUGAGGCUGCAACGAUUUAAGGGAGUUCUAAUUUAUGUAAAUAACGUGGAAAGAGGCCAACCAGAGGUUUAUGUAGUUUUGGAGGAAGCCCAAAUUGGUGUUCGAAUCAGAGAAAGUUAUUCUGUUGAUAUUGACAGAAUGCCAAUGUAUCAAGAAUCUAUGGGUAUUUUGGAUAUUGCUUUAAGUGUUCCUCCUCAAUAUGGAGUGCAACCAGAUGGAGAUAAAACAAGAGAUCAAGAAAUGCGUCAACGUUAUAAUUUGCCCCGAGUGUCAGGUUUAAUGCGUCCAUUCCCUGAUACAGUUACAGGCUCUAUAUACAGCACUUUGACUUUAAAUGAAGUUAAUUCUGAAUCAAUUCGGCAACAAAUAAUUACUUACUAUAGAGUACCCGGGUCUGGAGAACGUUUUACUGAUUAUCAACAACAAACUUUAAAUCAGUAUAUGACACCCACAGAUAAUAUGUUCACAACCAGCCGAGAGGAGGACAAAAAGUUCGAAGCCUUCCCGGAGGCCGCAAUGAAAAACGAACCAAUCUACAAAACUGCCCAAAUUUACGAAACCCCCCAAUACAGAUUUGUGCCUAGAACAGGCUCUGUAUUAAUGCAGAUAUUACAACAAUGCAAUGAUUUAGCUUCGAGAGAUACUCUCGGAAUGCAACCUUAUCAAGGCCAACUUUAUUGGGAUUGGGCUUCUCAAUGCCCAGACAAUCCAGGCAAAAUACUUCAACAUUGUGGAGAUAAUGUUCCUUGUCUUUAUGAUUUUACUCUUUUAAAUGCUGAAGUAUUAGGGAAUGAAGUAAAGGAUACUUGGAAUGCUUUUUUCCAUGAUAGGGGACAAGCAAUUAGAAGUUAUAAUAGUUGUGGACCUAUAAAUAUUGAAUAUCCUGAAUAUAUGGUUAAAACGCCAGCAUUAGCUCCAAGUUAUAUGCAAGGAGAUACUCAUUGGAUAAAGGGUGAUUCAGAAUAUAAAUGUUCUCUUGUUGUUGAUUAUAAUUACCCCAAUAGCUAUAGAUUUGAAUGGAAUAAAGGUGGGCAGCCUUGGUGCCGUUCUAGAGAAAUGGAUAAUAUGUUAACUUGGUUAUUAGGCAUACUUGGAACAGUGGGUAUUAUACUUGUAGUUGUUCUCCUAUUCCUCAGUUGUUGGGUUGUUAAAGUUAAAAGAAGGCAGGAUCAAGAAAAGGUUCCUGGAGGUACUCUAAGACAACAACAACAAUUUAUGGCACCAGGUUUUGGAGGAGCCGAAUCGAUGCCUCCAAAAAGUGUUGGAUCUGACAGCACUUUAGAAUUGAGACCUAAAAAUGGCGCCCCCUCUCAAAUUGCUGAGUAUUCCCCUGAAUUGAGAACUAGACACCCUACCAGUGGAGCUGGAUUGCCCGAUGAGACAUCUCAACUUUUGGGACUACACACAAGUGUUUAA
Molecule: messenger RNA, 4482 nt
Organism: Meloidogyne enterolobii
Lineage: Eukaryota; Metazoa; Nematoda; Chromadorea; Rhabditida; Meloidogynidae
Source: the annotation of a GenBank genome assembly